Molecule: messenger RNA, 8280 nt
Organism: Coregonus sp. 'balchen'
Lineage: Eukaryota; Metazoa; Chordata; Actinopteri; Salmoniformes; Salmonidae
Source: the annotation of a GenBank genome assembly
AUGGAGCUGAAUGAUGGAAACCUUCAGACCCUCACAGAAUUUAUGCGCAAAACUCUGGACCCGGAUCCAUCCGUCAGACGUCCAGGUAUGGGAGCUCAGAGUAGAAUGCAUCUUCAUUUAAAACACUCAUGCACUGAUCAGUCAUAGUAUAAAUGUACAUACUUUGGGCAUUAUGUACAAUUUCCCAGUGCUUGACUGGAAUGUUCUUAUUUCCCUAAUUUCUUCCAGCUGAAAAGUUUCUUGAGUCAGUUGAAGGGAACCAUAACUACCCAAUAUUGCUGCUUACAUUGUUGGAGAAAUCCCAAGACAACGUGAUCCGUGUGUGUGCAGCUGUCACCUUCAAAAACUACAUCAAGAGGAACUGGCGCAUAGUAAGUUAGUGGUUGCCUGAAUAUUUAAACAAAUCAAAGUGUUAUGAGUUGUGCAAGUAUUGUUGGCCCAACGUUGGCAUGACACGUCUUACUUUGUAUCCUAAUGUUGCUUUCAGAUUGAAGAUGAACCAAACAAAAUCUCAGAUCCCGACCGAACCACUAUCAAGGCCAACAUUGUAAAUUUGAUGUUGAGCAGCCCUGAACAAAUUCAGAAACAGGUAUGUCUGCACAAGAGGCAAUACCUGUUACCUGCUCGUCUACUGUACAUCAAAGUCAGUGAGCUGGUGCUGGUUUGAAGUACUUUCAUAGGAGGUUCUUGGAAUCCAUCUACAUGAGUUCACAAUCCUUUAGGAUAAUCCCUGUACACAAUAAAAAAGGGCGAUUUGUAGAGAUGGAUUAGUUUUACUGUAGUGUUUACUGUUCUUCUACAGUUGAGUGAUGCCAUCAGCAUCAUCGGCAGAGAGGACUUCCCUAUGAAGUGGCCGGACCUCUUGACAGAGAUGGUGACCCGCUUCCAGAGCGGAGACUUCCACAUCAUCAACGGAGUGCUCCGAACCGCACACUCACUUUUCAAGAGGUAAACCACCAUGGGCAUAACACUUGGUCCUCUAAUGAUAGGUGUCAUAGUGAAUUAUGUCUUUGUGGUUAGUUUUUAAAGAUGUUCACACUGAUCAUCUGUUUACCCAGGUAUCGACAUGAGUUUAAGUCGAACGAGCUGUGGCUGGAGAUUAAACUGGUGUUGGACACGUUUGCGAAUCCGCUGACUGAACUCUUCAAGGUUAUUGUUUACAGAGUUAAUCAACUCUAACAAUUGAAAUGUAUUUCAAGUAAAAACAACAUAGUUCUUGAAAUUGGUGCUGCCCAUCGCUUGCUUUUAGUUUGUAGGACCUGCUAUUCAUGUCUAUUGUUUCUGUCAGGCCACCAUUGAGCUGUGUCAGACCCAUGCGAUGGACAUCAACGCUUUGAAGAUCCUCUUCUCGUCCCUUACUCUGAUUUCAAAGCUCUUCUACAGUCUCAACUUCCAGGUGCGCCCCCCACCUACCUAUGAUCUGCUUCAUGCCCACAAGGACAUGCUGCAUUUUAAUGUGCUGCUUUUUCACUGGAGUAAAAAGUAAUCUUAUUCUUCCAUCUUUCUCUGCUUUCACAGGACCUUCCUGAGUUUUUUGAGGACAACAUGGAGACCUGGAUGUCUAAUUUCCAUAACUUGUUGACCUUGGAUAACAAGCUACUACAAACAGAUGUGGGUGGACUUGGUGAUUUUAUAAGCACUUUCACUGUAAGAUGUUCAAGUUGUUAAUGCAUCAGUUGAUUCAACCUUUGAUAAUCUUGUAUUUUCCACCCAACAGGAUGAAGAGGAGGCAGGUCUUCUGGAGCUGCUAAAAUCUCAGAUCUGUGACAACGCUGCUCUUUACGCCCAGAAGUACGAUGAAGAGUUCCAGCCUUACCUGCCUCGGUUUGUCACCGCUAUCUGGAACCUGCUGGUCUCCACUGGCCAGGAGGUCAAGUAUGACCUGGUGAGACUGCUGAUGAUAAAUUCAUGUACCUUAUCAAUAGAUCAUGUGGACCGCCUGCUAACACCUUUGCUCCUUUUUGGUUUGUGACAUAGCUUGUGAGCAAUGCUAUUCAGUUUCUGGCAUCUGUGUGUGAAAGGCCCCACUACAAACAUCUGUUUGAGGACCAGAACACACUCACCAGCAUCUGUGAGAAGGUCAUUGUGCCCAACAUGGAGUUCAGAAGUGAGUCGAGACUGAAAUGGUAUCUUGGGGAUGAAUGGGUACAUGACCAUAUUGUUUCUGCUCUGCCAUUGUACUUUAACGGCAGCGAUCUGCAUAAUGGUCUCUGAUACCGAUGCAUAGAUUUCUCUGGUUCCAGGUGCUGAUGAGGAGGCCUUUGAAGAUAACUCUGAAGAAUACAUCCGAAGAGAUCUUGAAGGAUCAGGUAAUAACCCAACCAUUUAAAACUCAUCAAUGAGACAAAUUGAGCUGGAGGAUUGUUUAAGCAUACGGUUGUUGACCCCCUCUGUUCUGUGUCCUCCCUGCAGACAUAGACACUCGGCGCAGGGCUGCCUGUGACUUGGUGAGAGGCCUGUGUAAGUUCUUUGAGGGCCCGGUCACAGCCAUCUUCUCUGGCUAUGUGAACUCCAUGCUUGGGGAGUAUGCCAAGAACCCAGGCGUAAACUGGAAGCACAAAGACGCUGCCAUCUACCUGGUCACUUCUCUGGCCUCUAAAGCCCAGACAGCAAAGGUAUGGUGAUAAUUCCUUUCGUAUUUGGGUGUGUGUAACAUUGCUGGAUUAUAAAAAUUAUUGCAGUAGACAUUGAGCAACUGACAUUGAGUCAUGUAAAAUGUGUCUUUUUAAGCAUGGUAUCACGCAAGCUAACGAGUUGGUGAACCUCACAGAAUUCUUUGUGAACCACAUUCUCACAGACCUCAAAUCCCAAAAUGGUAAAUACAAAGUUUAACUGAUAAACAAAUGAUUAAUGAAUUCAUGAUCACAGCUGUGGAUUGCUUUAUAUCUGUACUUUUAUCAAACAUGUUUACUCUGUUCUAUUCUAGUCAAUGAGUUUCCAGUGUUGAAGGCUGAUGCCAUCAAAUACGUCAUGAUCUUCAGGAGUCAGGUUUGAUUUUGUUUUUAGGGUUUUUCUUUGAAAAUUCACUGUCAUGAGUUCAGCCCAUUUACUAAGGGUUGAAGUCAACACUUAGAGGGGCCUGUGAAUAACCAGUCCUCCUUUGUCCCCUCUUGCCUUCCAGCUGCCCAAAGAGCAGCUGCUGCAGGCUGUCCCUCUGCUGGUGGCCCACCUGCAGGCAGAGAGCACAGUGGAGCACACCUACGCUGCCCAUGCCCUGGAGAGACUCUUUACCAUGAGGGGCCCCAACAACUCCACACUGUGAGUAGUAACCCAGCUACAUAAAGAUAAUCAACUAUAGACUUAAUCUUAUCCAACACCACACAAUUUGUUUCAGUAUCACUCCUACAGAGAUGGCUCCCUUCACGGAACAGCUGCUCAACAACCUGUUCAAAGCCCUGGCUCUGCCUGGCUCCUCAGAGAACGAAUAUAUCAUGAAAGGUACGGGAGUUUGAGGGUUAACUGCUCUGCUAAUAACUUAUAUGGCUUUAAUGAUUAACUAUCCUUUUGCGGAUAGUAUAACUACCCUAGGAUAACUAUCCUUUUGUGGUGACAUGAGGUUGCGGAGGACCUCGUCACUUUCUUAAGGUUUUGUGGCCAAUAUUUUUUUUUUAGAGUGUACUGAUCCUUUUUUCCUACCCUGACAUCUCCUUCAUUCUCUUCCAGCCAUCAUGCGCAGUUUUUCCCUCCUGCAGGAGGCCAUUGUACCUUACAUCCCCACACUGAUUGGCCAGCUCACUCACAAGCUCCUUCUGGUCAGCAAGGUAGGUCACACCCUCAUCUCUUGUCUGUGCUGCGGUGGAUACAUACACACAUGAGCUGACUUGCAUUGUGGCCAAGUGGCAGCUGUAUUUACCUGUAUCAUUAUUUCUUUCAGAACCCCAGCAAGCCUCACUUUAACCACUACCUGUUUGAGUCCCUGUGCCUGUCUAUCCGGAUCACCUGCAAGGCCAACCCAACCACUGUGGGCAGCUUCGAGGAGGCCCUUUUCCCAGUCUUCACUGAGAUCCUACAGAAUGACGUACAGGGUAUGUGGCUUUAUCCUAGAAAGCAGCAGGUUACAGCAGUCCUUGUUAAGCAUAAGAUGCCCAUCUUACUAGAACAGGCCUAGGAAAGUGAGUGGAAGGUGAAUGUCCUUGAUUUUGAUUUAUUAGGAUCCCAAUUAGCCGAUGCCAAUGGCGACAGCUAGUCUUACGGGGGUCCGACACAUAACGAAAAAUACAUUACAGACAAAAUACUUUAAAAUGUACAUACAUUUCAAAACAUUGACAUGUAGUGUGUGUGUGCAUCUAUCAGUUACAUAUAUAUGUCAGUACAUACACACAAGUAGGUCACAUGGGGGAGAGGUGUUGUGCCUUGAGGUGUUGCUAUAUUUGUUUUUUGAAACCAGGUAUGGUAACUAGGUCUUUCUUUGCAGCACUUGACCAUAUGACUGGACAAUAAUCAAGAUAAGAUAAAACUAGAGCCUGCAGGACUUGCAUUGUGUUGUUAAAAAAGCAGAGCAUAUCUUUAUUACGUACAGACCUCUCCCCAUCUUUACAACCAUUGAAUCUAUAUGUUUUGACCAUGACAGUUUACAAUCUAAGGUAACACCAAGUAAUUUAGUCUCCUCAACUUGUUCAACAGCCACACAAUUCAUUACCACAUUCAGCUGAGGUCUACAACUUAGGGAAUGAUUUGUACCAAAUACAAUGUUCUUAGUUUUAGAGAUGUUCAGGACCAUUUUAUUACUGGCCACCUAUUUGAAAAGACUGCAACUAUUUAAGGGUUUCAGUGACUUCAUUAGUUGUGGUUGCUGAUGCGUAUAUGGUUGAAUCAUCAGAAUACAUGGACACGCAUGCCUUCUUUAAUGCCAGGGGCAGGUCAUUGGUAAAAAUAGAAAUGAGUAGAGGGCCUAGAGAGCUGCCCUGCGGUACACCACACUUGACAUGUUUGACAUUAGAGAAGCUUCCAUUAAAGAAAACCCUUUGAGUUCUAUUAGAUAGAUAGCUCUGAAUCCACGAUAUGGCAGCGGUUGAAAAGCCAUACCGCAUAUGUUUUCUCAACCGGUUAUGGUCAAUAAUAUCAAAGGCUUCACUGAAAUCUAACAUUACAGCUACCACAAUCUUCUUAUUAUCAAUUUCCUUCAACCAAUCAUCAGUAAUUUGUCAGUGCAGUACAUGUUGAGUGCCCUUCUCUAUAAGCAUGCUAAAAGUCUGUUGCUAUAUCUCUGUAAACAAAUUAACAUUGGAUUUGGUCAAACACCAUCUUUUCCAACAGUUUGCUAAGAGCUGGCAGCAAGUUGAUAGAUCUGCUGUUAGAACCAGUAAAGGCCGCUUUACCUCCAGGCCUGAGGACAAAGACAUUCCUCUAGGCUCAGAUUAAAGAUAUGACAGAUAGGUGUGGCUAUAGGUAAGAGUGGCCAUCCUCAGGUGUUUUUCAUCUAAGCGGUCAAUGCCAGGAGGUUUGUCAUUAUUGAUCGAUAACAAUAAUUUUUCCACCUCUCCCACACUAACUUUACAAAAUUCAAAUUUGCAAUGCUUUUCUUUCAUUAUUAGUUUUUUUAUGCAUGAGUAUGAUGGCUCACUGUUCGUUGUUGGCAUUUCCUGCCUAAGUUUGCCCACUUUCCCAAUGAAGUAACCAUUAAAAUAAUUGGCAACAUCAAAUGGUUUUGUGAUGAAUAAGCCAUCUGAGUUGAAUUUCUGCCCAUAAUUUCAUUUAAAGUACUAAAGUUUUUUUCCCAUCAUUCUUUAUAUCAUUGAUCGUGGCUUCAUAAUAGUUUUUUUUUUUUGUUCAGUUUAGUCACAUCAUUUCUCAAUUUGCAGUGAGCCAGCCAGUCAGAUGUGCAGCCAGACUUAUUAGCCACUCCUUUUGCCCCAUCUCUUUCAACCAUACAGUUUUUCAAUUCCUCAUCAAUCCAUGGAGUAGUCAGUUUCUUAACAGGUGCAUGUUUAUCAAUAAUUGGAAGAAGCAAUUUCAUAAAUUCAUCACGUGCAGCAUCUGGAUGCUCCUUAUUAAUCACAUCAGACCAACAAAUAUUUUUAACAUCCAAGAGUCACAGCAAAAUCUUUUGUAUGAUCUCUUAUACACUAUUAUAGUGUGUAAGAUAUGAGAGGCUUGGCUCUCUCAUCCCUUCCAGGCCUUUGGGAGGGCGGGUGGACAAUGAACCAGUCAUAGCGGAUGUAAACAAUGUCCCCACAUGCUCUGGCAGCUUUCAUGGCUGGGAUAAGUUAUUUCCUUUUCUGGCACACAGCUUGAGGAUAGUCCUCAUUGAGGAAGAUUAUACUGUACGUUCCUCAAGUUCUUGGCUCUUUCCAGAACAGCUACCUUGUUCCUGUCACCUGGCCGGUGGUGGGUUUUCCAGUCCUGUGGGCACACUCCACCUCAAUCUUCCUGUGGUCCAUCUUCACUUCCUCCGAGAUCAUUUCCCUCACUUUUUCGUCAGACUCCGUCCAGGUCUCGUGGAGAUUCUGCAAUUACGUCCACAGCAAUGUUCCGCCUUAAUUGUCCCUCGAGAAUCUGAUUUCUCCAUCAUUGUUAUCAUGGAUUCACAUACAGAACUGAUGUCCUCUCAAUGAGUUUCAUCUUGCUGUUCUUUUGUUUAAACUCAUCAAACUGACCCUGGGAGAACUGCAAACUGUUCUUCAGGUCCUGGACCUCUCUGGUCAGGUCCAUUAUUUUAUUAGUUGACUCCACCAGUAUUUGGACAAAACACUUGAAGCUAUUUUCUUGUAACAACUGCUUGUAGAACUAUUUUUGUUCGUUUAAAAAAAAUCCUUCACUUGUGAUAGACACCACUGUCCUCAAUGAUACUCCCGCCGGCUUUGGUCUUUGUCAUGGUAGCAACGUAGGUUACGCUGUUACUCCUCGCAGUUCCAGACAGGGCAGGUCGCAGGGAAGCUUGAAAACAGCGGGGAACUAGACAGCCACAAGCCUGGGACAAUCUGCGGUCCCAGCCACGGGCUGCGUUCAAGCCCUCAAGAAAACCCUGCUAGCUUGACACGCAGCUAGGCUAGCUACUACGCCAAACAGGUCCCAGCAACUGAUGCCAAACGUGUUUCGGGAUCCAAACUCAAAAGGUAGCUAACCAAACUUUUUCAAUAGACUUUCAAAACUUUCCAAAACAACAAACCGAGCUCUCCCUCGUUCAACAGGAAGUGGGGUGCUUCCAGGUUGAAACAAGGUUAAAACAAGCAUUACAACAUCACCUCUUCUGAAGGGGUUGUGGAGCCAUCCUCCGAAUUGCAUGUAUGCAAGCUUGUUGACGAGCUCAAAUGUUGGCAAACUACACAUUGCCCUUCUUACAUCAACUUUCCCCCUUCCUGUUGUUGCAGAGUUUGUGCCCUACGUGUUCCAAGUGAUGUCUCUGCUGCUGGAGAUCCACACCAGCUCCAUCCCCAACUCCUACAUGGCCCUGUUCCCCCACCUGCUGCAGCCCGUGCUGUGGGAACGCACUGGCAACAUCCCUCCUCUGGUGCGCCUGCUUCAGGCCUACCUGGAGAAGGGGGCUGCCACCAUAGCCAGCUCUGCCGCUGACAAAAUAGUGAGUAACAUCUGGGGGCAUGUUGGUGGUAAGGGGACUUUUACUGUAAUAAGAGGACUCUUACUUUACAUAAUAUUCUGUAACCUACCCAUUUUAGUUUAACUGAGGCAUGCAAUUGGUUAGUUGUGAUAAUCUGACGUUAAACUGCUCUCCCUGUUCAGCCUGGUCUGCUAGGAGUCUUCCAGAAGCUCAUUGCCUCCAAGGCCAAUGACCACCAAGGUUUCUACCUGAUGAACAGCAUCAUAGAGCACAUGCCCACGUGAGUCAACCACCUCCACCUGUCUAUCUGAUAACUGUAUCCUCACUGUAUUGUGUCGACUUUGUAUGUAAUUGACAUGGCAGUUGUAUCAUGAGUUGUCUCCCUAGCGCUCAUUCUCUCUCUCUCUCUCUCAGGGAGUCCAUUGUUCAGUACAGGAAACAGAUCUUCAUUCUGCUCUUCCAGAGACUGCAGAGCUCCAAAACGACCAAGUUCAUCAAGAGUGAGUACAGCUUAAAACUAAUGUUGACAUAAUUUUUUUUAAAGUACCAUUUGAAACUGAACCCACAUCCUCUUGGUCUUUGUCAUGCUAUCACAACAAAUGUGUCUGGUUGUAUUAGCCUAGUUUUAGAACAAACUCAGUAUGGUUCUGAUCUCUCCUCAAUGCUGCACAUUUUCAAAGGCCCUCUUUUCCAUAGGUUUCAUGGUGUUUAUCAAUCUGUAUGGUGUCAAGUAUGGAGCCAUUGCUCUGCAGGAGAUUUUUGACAGCAUACAGCCAAAGUAA